This is a messenger RNA of Trichoderma reesei QM6a, 1734 nucleotides long. RefSeq lists its product as uncharacterized. Lineage: Eukaryota; Fungi; Ascomycota; Sordariomycetes; Hypocreales; Hypocreaceae. The transcript has 2 exons. The record is from RefSeq and is a predicted model, not a curated record. The annotation marks the transcript as partial.
GCCAUGACGAGGCGAUCACAGCCAAGCGCCGACUCGUCGCCAGCGUCCUUCUACACCAGCAAGGAGGAGGGCUCAGAGCGCAACACCAAGUCGACGACUGCCAGCACCACCCCGCCGAAAACACAGCCGUGCCCGUAUCGGGCGGCGCGAGAGCUCCCGCACGAGCUGAAGGAGCACUGCCAGAUCUUCCUCGAGGAACAGCUAUAUACCUGCGCCAUCAACCUCCUCAACAGCAUUCUCGGCUCUGGCGUGUCACGAGCAUCACCGGGCGGCAAGCCGGUGCCCAUCCCCCCUCCCAGCCAUCUCGCGCUGCUCAGCACGCUUGCCGUUCACCCUCUCCACACCACGCGUGUCGACAAGCCCGAGCAUCUCGACGUCUCCUCCCUCGCCUUGGGAUACCUCCGAAAUGUCCUCGCGAUAGUCGGGCCGCUGCACGCAGACUUUCGAACCGCCUUUCAAUUCCGAUCCAUGCCCAAAUGGGACCGUCGAGCAGCGAGACAUACUGGCCGUGGUAGCGACAGCGAGAUGUCUGAUGGCGACUCUGAUGGCACUCACGAUUAUCUGCGGGGCAAAAUCGCCAACGAGGGCGGCGUGUGGGCCAAGGGCCAGGACUUUUGGUCCACGGUGGGCUGGGCAUUCCACUGCUGCUCGCUGAUGCCGCACCGAUGGCGGUACUGGAAGGCUUGGCUAGAGUUCAUGCUGGACGUGCUGGAAGCCGACUGGGCGGAACGAGAGCGCCGCGACCAGGAGGACUACGAGACGAAUGGCCGCGUAGGCGAAGAACCCACCAUUUGGCGCGCCGAGUCCAUGAUGGUCAUGUACAUGAAGCAGGAGGAUGGGCGCCACUCCGGCGACAAGGCCAUCAUCAAGGCGCUGUUUGCCUACAACGGCAGCGUCUCGUCGUCGUCCUUUCGGGAGGUCUUUGAGAAGGAGCACAAGGGGCCUAGCAAGCGAGGGAGGAAGCGGAAGCGCGAGGCGGUGCUUGACCUGGCCAACGACCAAUUUGGCGACUACUUCGACGAAGACGAGUCCAUCUCGUCGGGCGUGUCCGAGCCUCCGACCCCCCAGAAGCAGCGUACCCGAACUGACGCCUCGGGGGUCAACGCGGGAAUGGUGGAGUCCAUCCCUUUACGACUGCGGCUGUUCAAGCUGCUCUCUGCAGCUACGCAUGCGCUGUCCAGCCAGCGCGAGCGACGGGGACGACGGGAGCAGCCGGAGCUCGACAAGCUCUACGAGGACUUUGCGGCCGGUAUCAAGGUCCUGCCCUUGGAUAUCUUUGCGCUUUGCGUCUCACAGCGGUCGAACCCUCUGCUGCCUGCGACGCACGUCACCCUCAUCAAGCUGUUGUUCCACCAACUGCUUCCGUCGUCCUACAAGAACCCUCACAAAGUGGACCCGGAAGGCGAGUCCACGGGCAGCCUGACGAUGCCCAUGCUAGAGCAUUGCUACAGCUGCCAUCCUGCUAAUACUAUUAGUCUGGAGGACAAUGCUAAGCUGUCUCUGGUAGUUGAGAGCGCGAUUCAGCUGCUGUGGCUUUUCGACAUGGUCGAGUACACAACGAGCUUCGCGGCUGCGGUGGAGACUGGCAUCGAGGCGCGAGCAAAGAAGGCGCAGAAGAAGAGAACAGGGCGCACAAAGGCCGACGCCAGCGAUUCACACGCCCUCAAUGUUUUGAAUUCCUCCGCCGAGAGGAUCCGAGUCCUGCUGGAGGUGUUAGAGGCCUCAGCUGAGUGA